GUUUUACUUUUACACCCUGUGAACUGUUCAACAAUAUAUUAUAAUAUUCAAUUACCAAAAGUACGUUUACCUAUGAGUACGUUAAAUAAGUGAACAUUUUACUGUCAAGUUUGUUCAGUUCGUUGAUUUCUUAAUAAUAUCAGUUGCUAAGGUAAGUAACAUUAUACCAUACAAAUGACGUUACGUGCGAUAAAAUGUAUAAUAUAAUAAUGGUGCAAGUUAUUUUGAUAAUCAACAUAUUACCUAUCACGUUAUCUCGAACGAAAUUGAAAAAUUGUUUUGAAUUUUCCUUUAAAUUAUAACAAUAAGUCUAUAAUUAAUAAUAAUUCAUCAUUAUCAACUUUCAAACUUUUUGCAUGUUUUCUUUUUUCAAAAAAAUUGUUUAAGAUUCCAAUUUUAUAGUUUUUAAUUGUAGUAUUUUAAUAAUUUAAUUCACUGGAUUAAACCUUAUGAACAUUAAUUAUUAUUAUUUGGUAGAUAUAUUUAACAUCUCUCGAAGUAAAAGAGUAGACUAGGUACCUAUAAUUAUUGUAUUUGUCUUAAGAAAUUAUGUUCAAAUUUCUGUCAACUUCCAUCAUACUUAAGACUCAGAUUUCAAUAUUAUAUUAGUAAAUACAAAUAAAACUAUUAAAAAUAAUAAUUACUGAAAAAUGCGUACUCGAUCCUGGACAAAAUUUAUGUUACACCUGUAUGGCAAUUCGUAAUUCACAAUUCUUAACAUAUAAUUUAAUGAUUAUUCUGUUACAUUUUUAAAGCAUAUUACGAAAAAUAAUUAAGGCCCUUACAACUUCUAUUGCUAAAAUUUGAUUAUACCGAUGAUUAUUACAAUAAUGUAGGUCAAUUAGAUAACUAGUUUAUAGGUCUAUGGUAUUUAGAAACCUACAUAGAAAAAGUUGUCAGUUCAUCACAGAAAUCAUAAACAUGAAUAAUAGAAAUUACGGUUUUAAUAAACUAUUUAUUAUAAAAAUAAACCAAUUUGAAAUAAAAGAAAUGAUUAUGAAUAAUAUAAUAUACAGACAUUAUGUUCUACAUUAAAUUAAAGAAAUCGCGUAUGCAUUCAUUAUGGUUUUUUUGCCCGCUGCUUGAAUUGCUUGAAAUUUAAGUAAUGUUGAAUAUAAUAUAUUAUCUACUGGUAAAAACAUCAGUGAAACAACUAAUGUCCUAAUGACCUAGGUAAUUGCGAUAUAGUGACAUCGCAUUAUUCAUUUUUGUAUUAAAGUGUAUACCUCGGCGCCCCGUUUGAACAAAUAACGAUAACAUAAUCGAUUUUUAUAAUAUGAAUUAUUUUUUGUUUAAUUUUUUACAUACAUUGCUUAAAUAGAUACCCGAAUAUAAAUAGUACCAUUUUGAUCAUCAGUUACUUAAAUUGUAUCUGAAACUGCAUAUGAUCUAUAAUAAAAGUAUAUACUUGUUUAUAAGUAGGUAAUAUAAUCAUAUAGGAUAUUUGUUAAACAACUUCUAAAAUAUUUUAUGUAACAAAUUUGGUUUAUUCUAAGUUAGAAUAUUGUAUUUUCAAAUGCCAAGACGUCAACGCAUAAACGUCUAUAAAAGAAAAUCUCAUUUUUGUAGUAGUUGCUAUACCUACUUAUUGUAAUCAUAGGAAUAGCCAUCGUUGUGUAUUUUUUUUAUGUUCGAAUACUUUUAUAUCAAAAUGUAGGUGCCAUAUAAAUAUAUUAUAUAUAUACUAUAUCCAAAUUUAUUUUAAUACAUAUCUAAAGAUAAAAUGUUUUGUUUUGAUAUUGGCCACGAAUCAGUUCAAAUGUUCAAUUCGUUCUUUUUUCCAUGAAAUUUUGUUGCUUUCCGCUUGUGUUACGAAUUUCUGCAGUUUUUUUUAUCAUUUUUAGAAUUUCCCUAGUUUUCGUUUGGAAAUUGAAAUUCCUACUUAAAAAAAUUGUUUAUUCUUUAGUUUUUGUUGUGGCAAUUUUAGUGCUUUACAUAAUAAAGAAACAAAAUAUGUACAUUCUAAAUCACUGUUUUUAUUGUGUAUAAAGUUAAAGAAAACGUUUUUAAUGACUAAUACUAUUUCCAUGUAAGUAAAAUAUUUAGGUUCUGAAUUGUAUAUAUUAAUGUAACAAACAAUUAUUCUAUUAUAAACCCAUUGGCUAUUUCUGUUUCAAUGUAGGUAAUCUUAAAUCAUGUUAUAAUAAAAUUUAUUUCUGCAUAUGUAGUUCUAUUUAAGGACAUCAUGAAUUGUAAAAAUAUUUUAAAUUUAAAUUAUCAUAUUUUUUUUUGUACAUCAUAAGAAUUAGUAAUAUAUUGAUUCAUUUAAAUUUCACUUAAUUAUUGGUAUUCUACAUAUUUCAAAUUUGUUAGAAAAUAAUUUAAUAUCAGGAUGUAACAAAUAUUGUUUAUUUUAUUUUUCUAUUAAGAUAAAUACACUUUUUUACCUUUUGAGUAAUAUUAAUAAUGAUAUUUAAAAAAUAUUAUAUAUAUUUUAAAUUUAUUAUCUUGAAAAAUUGUUUUGACCAUAAUGCUUAAAAUAAAUUUUAUUAUUGUAUAUUCAAUGAUAAUUUAUUCAUGUUAUUUAGUAUUUUAACUAUAAAUAGUUUUCAACAUAAUGAUUUAUUUAGGUACAAUACAUAAUUGCUUUGAAUGUAACCUAUGAAGAAAUCUAAAAGACUUGAAGAUGGUGUUUGUAUUAUUUAAGAGAAAUCAGUAGAUACCUAAAAGAUAAAAAUAGUAUACCUAUGACUAUAACAUAUAACAUAAACUAAUUUUUUUUUCUAUAUUAUGAAAAUUAACAUUUUCCAAAUGCAUACAUUAUAUACUAAAUUGUUUUCAAAUUAUCAUGAGCUUGUAUGUUACUAAUAUAUAUGUAUAUAUAUAGUAGUUUAAUUAAAAUAUUAAUAAUAUUAUUAUUUAAGUAUUAAUUUUUCAGGGUCUUUAUGGUGACUAUAGCAAAACAAAUAUGGAAGAAAGUGAUAUUUGUCAAUCUGAUGAAAACAUAGAAACUAUUAUGGAUGUAGAUUCCCCUGAGGAUCAUAAUAUAUUGUUACAUAAAGAUUAUGACGAUAUUAAUGAGACUAAUUCACAAUAUGAAUUAUCUGACUAUUCAAUAAAUGAUGAAUCACUAGUGAUAGUUGAAGAUGAUGAUAGCAGUUCAAAUGACAUGAAUAGUGAAGAUGUGGAAAUUACAGUUGAAAACAAAUCGAAUAGAUCUACUAUAGUUGGAAUAUUAAAAAAACAUGUAAAUGAUAAAAUUAAAAAUAUAUCUGAUGAAAUUGAAAUAUCUGAUCAACAUGUACCAAUAAAGCCAUGUGGUAUAACUUCUCUUGCUGCAAAUAAACAAAUAAAUGAAAAAAAAAAAGAUUAUCUAAAUUUAGAAAAAAUUAUUAUUCCAAAAAAAAAUAUGUCUAAUGUCAAAUUGAGUUCUCCAGUAAUAUCUAACACAAUAAAAAAAUUGCCAUCCAUUUCUAUAGCAUCUACAAAUUCAGUACUCAAGUCAACAACUAAAACUGCAAUGUUACACCCUAAAUUAAAUACUACUGAAGUUAAUUGCCAUAAAAGUUUUUCAAAACCAAAACAAGAAAUUCUUGUAAUUCCACCUAGUAAUAUGAAUUAUAUCAUAAGAAAAAGAAAAUCCAAUAGUGAUUCAUUUAAAUCUAAUUCGUCCAUGAUAAAAACAUUUGAUAUGUCACCUGAAUCAGUUGAGCAAAACACAAAUUUAAUUAUAUCAACACCAAAAACUUUACAAAAUAAUGAAGCAAAAAAAUUAUCUAAAUUUGUUGCUCGAAUGCAUAAACUUCCGGAUGGAAAAUAUAGAAUGGUACCAACUGAAGGAAAAGUGCCCAUUGGUUUAGAAAGUUUAUUUAAACGAAACUCUCAUUUUAUAAAACAUAAAAUGGCUCAAAGUUCCUUUUUAAAUAAAGAUAUCAUUAACAAAGGUUUUAUUAGUGUAGGAAAACAAUCAGUAAAUUCUCAACAACUUUCUAAUACUAAGAAAACUAGUAAUGUUCAGCAAAAUAGGCAAGUAUCUUCAGGAAAUUUAUUUAAAAAUAUUUCUAAAACAAUUGACUUUAGUAAUGGAAGAAAAGAUAAAAAGUUUAUUCCCCAUACUGUUACUAGUAAAGAUUUAUUAGAAAAUCAUAAAAAUUUCAUAAUUGAAAAUGGUGAGAUUAAAAUAAAGACUAAUGGUAAACCAGCAGAUAUGUGUGCUUCAUCUCCAUCUGGAUUCAUUCAAUUGAAACCAAAGUCUGAAUCUUUGAUCCAAUCAGAUAAUCAAUCACAUAGUAUUUCUAGAUAUGGUUGGUAGAAAAUAUUAAGCCAUUUUUACCUUAAAAUUUUAAAUAUUUUGUUUGUUAUAGGUAAAGCCACUAAAAAUGAUCAUAUUGCUGUUGAGGUAUUGUCUUUAGACUCUAUUAAUAAAUCAAAAACAAAACUGCACACGAACAAUAAACGGGAUGGAAAUAAUACAUUAACAAAUACUUUGAAUAGAAAUAAUGUAUUAUCUAGAGAUAUAAAUUAUGAAGAACAAAGUGAAUUUUCUGAUAGUGGUAAAGAUAAUUAAAUUUAGAAUUUUUUUUAUCUAUAUAAAUAUAAAAUGUUUGAAUAUAUUUUUUUUUGUUUUCAGAUGAUAGAUCUGCUCAAUUUGUUUCUUGUCAUUAUACAUAUUGUGACACAUUGGUACAUGAGCCUGAAUUAAUUGAUAAUUUAUAUUGUAGUGAGACUUGUAAAAGAUUAAACUCAAAAUUAAAUGUGGACCAUGAAGAACCAAUUAUUGAUGUUCAAGAAAUUACAAAUUCAUCAAAAAAGCCUAAAAUCGAUCGAAAAAAACUUUUAGCAAAAUUGGAAAAUAGAAUAAAUAAGAGAAAGCAAAUGUUAACAUCUACUCGUCCAGAAAAAAUGGCUCGAAAUGAUGAUUGGGAUGAAUUAGAUCAGAUUGAAAAUUCUUGCAAUGAUCAACCAAAAAUUAAAAAGAAAACAUUUUCAAGUUCAUCUUGUCAAAAUAAUAUUCUAGAGGAUGUGGAAGAUUUAAUAGUAUUUGACUUUAAAGUAUAAUUUAUUAUUUAUACAAAUUUAUUUUUUAGUAAUUAAAAAUAUUUUUUAUCAUUUCAGUCUGCAAUAGAUGAUAAAAAAUUAUUAAGAUAUAUGGAAGAUGUACAAUUCAAAUCAGCUCCAAAAAAAUUAUUUGACAAACCUUUUCCAAAUGAAAAGAAUUGCUUUAGAGUGGGACAAAAAUUAGAAGGUAUUGAUCCUGAACAUGAAGCAUUAUUUUGUGUUAUGACUGUUGCAGAAGUUCGUGGUAAAUGUUUUAAUUUUUGUAACGUGGUCACAUUAGUCUUAACUAAUUAUUAUCACUUUGUGUUUAAAUUAUUAAGGAUUAACAAAAAAAAAGUUUAUUUAUUAUAAUUUAUAUAAUACUAAUGUAGUUAAUUCACAUUAUUGCAUAUUGUACUCAAAUUAAAAUGAAAAAAUUUUUAGGGAUGGGUCAAUCCUGAAUAUCUUAAACUUCUAAUUUGAACUCUUACAUAUAAUUUAUAAUAAUUUAAUUUGUUGUUAUUGAAAAAAAAAUAUUGUUAUAAUAAGAUAUUAAUUUUACAAGUUUUAGUUUGAUAGAUGCAUUCAAGUAAUUUAUAUAAUUUAAAUUCAAAUGCCUCCUAAAUGGUGUUGUGUGUGAAUUAGAUUUACACCUUUGAGAAAAUCUCUGCACAAUAAUUAUAUAGAGCACAAUUAUUGUUAUUUGAAUCUAAAAUACUAUGAUCCCAAAUCAAUAUUUUAAUAAAUUAUUAUUAUACUAACUUUAAAUUACAAUUAAAAGAAGUUCAAGGACUCAAUGAUCUAUACCUAGUUUUUUGAAUAUGUAAGUUAUUCAUUUAACCAAGGGAAACCAUUAUUUUAAAUAAGUAACAUCUGGGAUAACCAAAUUAGUAUGAAUAAAAAUCUUUUAGAUUGUCUGGCAUAACUAUUAUACAUUAUUUCUUCUGAAAAACAGAAAAAAAAGCAUUUUUAUAUUCAAAGUUCAUAUUUGAACACUCUAAAAAAAUUUAAAAUCUAUAUUAAAUCUAAACAUGUAUUUUUAUUAUACAUACAAUUUGUGAUUAUUAAGACCAUACUAUAGUAUUAUAUUUUUAUUUUAACUUUAUUUAUUUUAUUUUAUUUAAAUUUUGUUGAAUAAUUAUUUUAGGAUAUCGCAUUAGGUUAAAUUUUGAUGGCUACUCUCAUGGUUAUGAUUUUUGGGUGAAUGCAGAUUGCCCUGAUUUAUUUUAUCCAAGAUGGUGUAAAGAGAAUGGACGUAUUGUACAACCACCUAAAAACUAUAAAACAAAUUUUGAUUGGACUGUUUAUCUCAAAGAAUGUUUUGCUUUGGAUAAUCGUGUUUUUCCUGCCCCAAAAUGGAAUUUUUCUUCUACUAAAAAUCUCAUUGUAAGUAGUACAGAAAAUUAUAAUUCUGUAUACAUAUUCUAUUUCAACUGUUUCAAUAAGUCUUUAUGUAUAUAAAUAUUAUAAUGGAAUGUUUUUGGUAAUUAGAAUUGUAAUACAGAAAACAAAUUUAAUGUUGGAGCUAAAUUAGAAGCAUUGGAUAAAUUGACUCGUACACUACCAAAACAGCUAAUAUGUGUUGCGACUGUAGCUGAUGUUUUGGGUAAUCGUAUUCGUAUUCAUUUUGAUGGUUGGACAGAUGAUUUUGACUAUUGGACAGAUAUUACAUCUACUAAUAUUCAUCCAAUAAGAUGGUGUGAUAACAAUGGUCGAAGUUUAUCACCACCUAGUGGUUAUAAUGGUAAAUUAUUUUAAUUUUAUUAUUUAUCAUUAUCAAUUAAUAGUUUAUUUCUUAAGAUUUCAAAGGAAAAAAGCCUUUUACAUGGGAUGAUUACUUACUGGAAACAAAUAGUGAACCUGUGCCUGAAGAAGCAUUUGUCCGAAGACCAUUACGAGACUUUUCUAUUAAUAUGACAAUUGAAGUUGUUGAUCUAGUAAAUCAAUCAUUAAUUAGAAUUGCUAAAGUAGUAGAUGUUAGAGGUGACGAAUUAAAAAUACUGUAUGAUGGAUUUCAUAACAUGUAUGCAUACUGGGUCGAAGAUGAUAGUCCAGAUAUCCAUCCCAUUGGGUGGAGUCUAAAAACUAAUCACCCAAUUGAAAUACCCCCAGGUAAAAAAUAGAAAUUUAAUAUUACAAAUUGCAAUUUAAUUUAUUAAUUAGCUUAUUAAUUAUAAUUAAUUAAGUUUAUGCAUUUAUCUGUCACAUUAACUAUUUAAAGCAAAUGGGUAAACAAUAGUUAACAUGAUAAGAAGGUUGACGUCGAAGAAUUCAAAAAGAAUAUAAAAUGAGAAAAAUAAAAGUUGAUAUUGCCUAUGGGUAAACCGCUGUUGUAGGUGGGUAGUUGGGAAGAUAGAAUAUAUAAAAUAAUUUAUUUUAUUUUACUGUGUGCAAUAAUAAAACAAAACAAAAAAAAAAAAAAAUUCUGAGCAAAAUAGUAUUAAUUAUGUUUUUUAUCUUGCCAAGGUAAUACAGAAAAAAAAGGCUGUCCUAGAAUAAUGGGGACGGGUGCAGUCACUAAUAUAGGUAAUUUAAUGUAUAUUUGUAAGCAACGAUUAAUCAUUGCUAAUAAAAAGACGAUUCUGAGCAGAGUUUGGUUGAUAGUGUUGCUUUGUCAAUAAUAUAUAUAUAUAUAUAUGUCAUAUAAUGGUAAAAUAAUUACAUAUGCACUAUAUAUUUGCUUUAAUAAUAUUUGUUUAAUAUUGUACUUAUUUUCUUGUUUUUUCUACAUUUUCUAAAUUUACUAGGAAAACUAAAAAAUGACCUCCCUAAAGUACCUCCCCACUCAUAUUUCCUUUAUAAAAAUUAUACUAUCAUUGUAAAAUCAAUACAUUUCUAGCUCUGCUCAGAGUCUAAAAUGAAUUAAGUACAUGGGUUGAAUUGGUAAAAAUUCAGGUUGUUUUGAGGUACUGUGUGACAAAUUGGAGAAUUUACCUUAUCAAGUAAUUUUAAUAUGUUUUCCAAGAAGAAACUUACAACUUAUGAUAUUCGCUAAAAAUGUAAUAUCUUAAAUAUAAAAUUAUGCAAGUUAUUGUGCAUUAAAUUUUAUUUAUUAGUGAUUUAGGUGGAAUAUAUGCAACUUGAAUAUAUUCGGAAUACAAGGAGACAUAAAAUUAUAUUUUUUGCGAAUUACAGAAAAACCUUACAAAAUGUAUUUUUUUUUUGCUUUUAUUUUAAAUUCAUACAAAUUUGUAUUAUAAUAUUUUGUUUUAAUAUUAAAGCAAUAUAUAUAUACAAGAUAUUUACUACUGUGCUUCUCUGUUUUCCUUUGUAUGCAGAUGUCUUUAUAUUAACUUAUAAUUAUUAUUUACAUUUAUAGGAAAAGAUAAUAUCUGGAGUUGCAAGAUUGAAGGUUGUAGUGGUAAAGGAAAUAUAAAUCAUCAUUUAGUUGAUCAUAUUCUUCAAAAGGAUUGUCCCUAUGAAUUGGAUGCAUGGAAAAAAGCAGUUGCUGGUUUAGCAAAAUUACCUGAUAGAUUAAAAACUGAUUUAACUCCAAAUGCUUCUACAACUAUAAGGUAUUCAUGCCAAUUUUAUUUUGAAAUAUUUGUCAUACUAAUCUAAAUUUAAAUUUAUUCAAGUAAUUCAAAAUCACAGAGUAUUGAACUUAAUAUAAAACCAAAAAUGUAUGAAAAUAGCGACGAAGAAAAAAAAGGAAAAAAUAAGUUAAAUACAAUUUGUUCAAGUAAUUCAAUUUCACAGAGUAUUGAACAUACCAUAAAACCAAGAACAUAUGAACAUAAUGAUGAAGAAAAAAAAGGAAAACAUAAGUUAAACACAACUGUACCUAAUAAUCAGCCCAAACAUAAAGAAGAUAUAAUUGAUAACAGGUAAAAAUAUUUGUAUUAUAACUACAGUACUCUACAUAAAUUCCAUAAUCUUUUGUUUUACAUUAUUUUUGUUGUUACUGACAUGGGCAAUUUCGUCAGCUAGUAAUUCAUAAUUAAUAUCAAAUUUAAAACCACCAAAUGGCUUUUUUAUUUUCUCUUACACCUGUUAUAAAAAAAAAAAAAAAUGAAUCUCAUAGAAAAACAUAAUUCACAAAGAAAUGUAGUAAUGUAUAAAAUGUUAUGUUUUUAUAAUAUAUAUUUAAGUAUAAAAAAUCCUAAAUUAUUUUUUCUUGAAAGUAAAAAAUAAAAUUAUGUCACUCUGUAUUUAAGGGAAUGCAUAUAGGUAAUUUUAGCCUGUAUUGAUCUAUUAUAAUUUUACUUCUCAUGGAAGGAAAUGAGAAUACUUCCGUGGUACCUCUACCUGUGUUAAAAGAUAACAAAUGGAGUUUAGUUAAGUUGACAGCCGGUUUAAAAUUCUGUCAAACAGUAUGUGGAGUUCUAAACAAGACUUGGGCGGAUUGUUCAAACUCAAAUUUAGAUGUGGGCAGACCUCACUAGUUAGAGAAGAGGUACCAUAGUGCCUGAUGGUUGUAGAUGAUAUAUUUUUGAUGUGAUAAAAUCUGGAAUAAAUAACAAUGAGUAACAAAAGAAUUCCUAUGACACUUAAAGGUAAGAUCUAUAUAAGAGAGCGGUGAGACCGGCUAUGUUAUAAAGUUCAGAGUAUUGGGUAGUACACAGAAAAAUAGAACAGAAAAUGAGUGUAGCAGAGUGCAGAGAUGAGAAUGUUUAAGGAAGUGGAUAAGUGAAAUAACGCGAAAAAAAAGGAUAAGGAAUGAGUACAAAAGAGGUACCUUAGACUUGGCUUUAAUGGUAGACAAAAUAAAAGAAAAUAGGCUGAUUUGGUUUGGAAAUUUCACAAGGGAGAGUAAUCUGAAGCUAUAAGAAUUUUAAUUAAAAUAAACAUAGGAAGAAUCGAGGGUUGGAUGCGAUUGAGAAUGAUAUAUAGAUAUAUAUGAGGUAUAUAUGAGGUGGGAGAACAUGUCAAGUGGAAGUUUUGAGAGGGGGAGUUGACAACAUUAAAUAGUUAAGAUGAAAACAAAGGAGAAAAAUAUAUGGGUAAUUUUAACGACAUUUAAACAAAUUAGAAUGUAUUAACUUUAAAUUUAAUUCCCAAAUAUAACUACAGUUAGUUCUGUGUCAUCCCAAGUAUAAAUUGUGCAAUAAUGAAAUUAUUUAAGAUGUUUUAUUGCUAAGAAUUACUUAGGCCAUAGUAUUAAUUAAGAACCAAAUUUGAUCACAAAAAUAAGAGAACUUGCACUGUGCAACAUUGUUUUACUUUUUUUAUUUAACUUACACAAAUUUAUUAGAUUUAGAUAAACAUAAAAUUAUCUUAGUUUAAAAAUAAACUAUUUUUGUAGUUAUAAUAUUGAAUAAAUAAGAAUAAUGUUUAUUGCACAGUACGCUUUCUCAUUUAUUUUUAUUGUAAAAAUUGGUUUUUUAAUUUUAAGACUAGUCUGAGUGGUUUUUGCUUAUGUGAUCAAUUUUAUUAACAUUCCGUUUACUCUUAAUAGAUUUUUACUUUAUGAGGAUAGUACACAUAUUAUAUAUCUUAUUUGUUUAGAGUAAAUUAAUGUGUAUAUUAUACAUUUUAUAGAUUAAAUGAGCAGUUGGCUAUGAAAAACAUUAAACCAUUACAGAGUUUUGAAAUUAAAAGUGAAUUUGAUAACUAUUAUAUAGAUACAAGUACAGUUAUUGAUAUAGAUCAAGAAGAAAUAAGAUUUGAUUCACCAGAUGAGAUAGAAAGACAAAUGUUUAAAGAGACUUUAGUUUUCCCAGCAUUUGAUUUGGAUCCCUUAACAUUGGCAAAACGAAAUAGAGCAUGGACUAGACAUCAUGUUCCACUAGGCAUCCCAGUGUUUAGUACUGGUGAUGUUAGAAAAUGGUCUGUUAAAGAAGUGGCAUCUUAUGUGAAUCGAAUAAUAUCACCCAUAAAAUUAGAUCCUAAUCCCUACGAACAAAUAAGUUUAGCAGAUCAUUUUAUAAAUCAAGUAAAUGAAUUAAUAUUUUAUAUGAUUGAUAUCUCAUAUGUUUAGUAUUAAUAAUAAUUUUUUUUGAUUAGAAUAUUAAUGGUGACUCGUUUUUAAUGUUAACUCAAGAUGAUCUGAUGACAUUCAAAAUUCCUCUUGGUAUAGCACUAAAAAUAACUUGUGCCAUUUCAAUGUUAAGACGAAGAAUUCCCGUAUUUGAUUUAUAAACAAAUCUACUUUACUUAACAUAAAAAAUCAGUUUCACUAUUUGCAAUUAUAGUUUCUCAUUUUUAUUUAUUUUUAAAAAUUAUACCUUAGAAUUUUAUUGUACAUUUUAAUUUUAUUUGGUACCUUUUGUAAAUAUGUAUGUAUUUUGUGUUUUUCAUGAUCAUUUUAAUAGUUACCUUUGUAUUUUUAUGUUGUAUAAUAUAAUUUGUUUUUACUAAAUUUAAAAAAUAUUACUUUUAAUAGGUAGUUGCAGUUUUUAUAUUGUGAAUAUUGAAUGCAUAUAAAUUAUUCAAUGCAAUUUAUUGAAACAACUAUAUUUAUUUAGAAUACAUAAAUAUUUGUUAUAUUAGUAACUGGUUAAAAGAGUUGGAAAUAGUUGAAAGUCAGGCCUUAGAUAACUUAGUGGGAGAACACUUGCCUGGUUUCUGCGGGAACUAGGGUUCGAUUUUUGGUUUGGUCUCUUGAUUUUUAAUGUUUUUCCGAUUCUAACAGUUUUAAUUAUAUGUAAUGAAAAUUAUAUUGUGUAUGUUGUUAACAGGGCUUUGAAUUUAAUGCACUAAAAAAGUGUUGAAUAUGCACUAAAAAAAG
Molecule: messenger RNA, 11647 nt
Organism: Cinara cedri
Lineage: Eukaryota; Metazoa; Arthropoda; Insecta; Hemiptera; Aphididae
Source: the annotation of a GenBank genome assembly